Leptopilina boulardi is the source of this 2545-nucleotide messenger RNA. RefSeq names its product vesicle-fusing ATPase 1-like. NCBI's taxonomy places the organism in Eukaryota, Metazoa, Arthropoda, Insecta, Hymenoptera, Figitidae. The record is from RefSeq and is a predicted model, not a curated record. Gene Ontology annotation, biological process: SNARE complex disassembly; Golgi to plasma membrane protein transport; intra-Golgi vesicle-mediated transport. The coding region runs from base 41 to 2269 and encodes 742 amino acids. The transcript has 10 exons. Gene Ontology annotation, molecular function: ATP binding; ATP hydrolysis activity. Gene Ontology annotation, cellular component: Golgi stack.
GGGCCUAUGUUGUCAUGCUGUCAUUAUCAAAAUUGGAAACAUGUCAACGAUUAAAAUGAAAGCAGUCAAGUGUCCAACUGAGGAUCUUAGCUAUACUAAUUGUGCAAUUAUCAACAAUAAUGAUUUUCCAGAUGAUGUCAAACACGUUGAAGUAAUAACAGGACCAAAUCAACAUUUUGUAUUCUCUGUAAGAAAUCAUCAUGAAAUAUCACGGGGAACAGUUGGAUUUAGUCUUCUUCAACGUAAAUGGGCGACAUUGUCCCUUAAUCAAGAGAUAGAAGUUCGUGCGUUCACUGAUUUUUCAAAAAGUGCCGCAUGUGUCUGCAAUAUGGUUCUAGAAGUUGAUUUUUUAUUGAAAAAAACAGCUUCACUUGAGCCAUACGAUACCGAUUUAAUGGCAAAAGAUUUUCUACUUCAAUUCUCAGGUUGUGCAUUCACUGUUGGACAAUUAUUGCCAUUUAAAUUUCUCGAUAAAAAAGUCCUUAGCGUUGUAGUGAAAUCAAUAGAGGCUGUUGAUUUAUUGACAGUUGGUGCAGGACAAAAUGUAAAACCAAUAAAAAUUAAACUUGGUCGUUGUUUAGGCGAUACUGUAAUACAAUUUGAAAAAACAAUGAAUUCAACGUUAAAUCUUGUUGGUAAAUCAAUGGGAAAAAUGGCACGUCAAUCGAUAAUAAAUCCCGAUUGGAAUUUUGAAGAUAUGGGAAUUGGUGGAUUAGAUAAAGAAUUUACGGAUAUUUUUAGACGUGCUUUUGCAUCAAGACUUUUAUCGGUGGAUGUUGUUUCGAAAUUAAAUUUUAAACAUGUCAAAGGAAUUUUACUUUAUGGUCCACCAGGUACGGGUAAAACAUUAAUGGCUCGGCAAAUUGGUAAAAUGCUCAAUGCAAAGGAGCCAAAAAUUGUUAAUGGACCACAAAUUUUGGAUAAAUAUGUCGGUGAAAGUGAAGCAAAUAUUCGACGAUUAUUCGCUGAUGCUGAGGAAGAGGAGAGAAAAUUGGGACCAAAUAGUGGGUUACAUAUUAUUAUUUUCGAUGAGAUUGACGCAAUUUGUAAAUCGAGAGGUAGCGUCAGUGGGAAUACGGGAGUUCACGACACAGUUGUAAAUCAAUUGCUUUCAAAAAUUGACGGCGUUGAGCAAUUAAAUAAUAUACUCGUGAUUGGCAUGACCAAUAGACGUGACAUGAUUGAUGAGGCUUUACUUCGACCAGGAAGAUUGGAAAUACAAUUAGAAAUCAAUUUACCUGAUGAAAAUGGAAGAUUUCAAAUUUUGAAUAUUCACACGGCUAAAAUGCGAGUUCACAAUAAAUUAGCGAAUGACGUUGAUUUAAAAGAAUUGGCUGGUUUAACGAAAAAUUUCAGUGGCGCUGAAAUUGAAGGUUUAGUGAGAGCAGCACAAAGUACGGCUAUGAAUAAAUUGGUUAAGGUGACAAAUAAAGUUGAGGUGGAUCCAGAGGCGAUGGAAAAUUUUAAUGUUAAUAGAGGAGAUUUUAUUUAUUCUCUUGAGAAUGAUAUUAAACCGGCUUUUGGAACAAAUGAUGAUGAUUUGGGUCGAUUAAUGUUAAAAGGAAUUAUCACUUGGGGUAAACCAAUCGCCGAUAUUCUUAGUGAGGCUCUUUUUUGUAAAGAACAAUUACUUGCAACUGAAGGACCGGCUCUUGUUUCAAUUCUUCUCGAGGGUCCGAGAAAAAGUGGCAAAACUGCAUUGGCAGCACAAAUAGCGAAGAAUACAAAUUUUCCUUUUAUCAAAAUUUGCACAUCCGAGGAUAUGAUCGGUUUUUCAGAACCCGCGAAAUGUUCAGCGGUAGAAAAGAUAUUUACCGCAGCUUAUCGUUCUCAACUCAGUUGUGUAUUAGUUGAUAAUAUUGAACGUUUUCUCGAUUAUGGACCAAUUGGUCCAAAAUAUUCUAAUUUAAUGCUACAAACUUUAUCGCUAUUGUUAAAUAAAAAGCCACCACGUGAUCGUAAAUUAUUAAUUAUUGGCACCACUAGUCGAAAACAAAUUUUGCAAGAUCUUGAAAUUCUCUCCGAUUUCAAGACAAUUCUUCAUGUACCUAAUUUACAAACAGCAAAUGAUAUUCUCUCGGUACUUGAAGAGGUAGAUUUAUUUUCAAAAGAUGAACUUGUCAAUCUUCAUGGAAAAUUACAGGGCAGAAGCAUUUAUAUUGGAGUUGAAACAUUAUUAGAUUUAAUAGAUCGAGCUAGACCAGUGGAGGCGAAUUAUCGAAUGUCAAAAUUUAUUUCUAAAUUAGAACAAGAAGGUUAUCUUGAAUGAAGAAAUAAAUAUUUCUAUUUUUCAUUUUUUUUUUUAUAAAGGGAAAAAUAACAUUAAAUGUGCAAUUAAUGUAAAUAUUUAUAAUAUAUAUAUAUAUAAUAAGUGUGUGUAAUUGUGCGUGGAUUAAAAAUGAAAUUUUGUACGUUGCAUGGAUGAAAAUUGAAAAUUGUAUUUUAUAUAAAUUCCAUGUGAUUGACUCUAAACUAACCUACCUCUAAGAAAUGGAAUGUAAUUAUGAACAAAUUUUUGUAAUAAAUUUAAUUAAUAUAUAUUAUA